CUUUUGUAAAUAAAUACAUAAAUAAAAUAAAAAAGCAGCCUCUUACAAGAAGAACGUCACUCACAACCAACCGCUCCAAAGAAAAGAAAAGAAAACCACCUUUUAAAGACUAUACAUACACAAACUGAAAUGGAAAAUCCAGUACUCCUUAGCUCUACAGUGAGCCCAACUCUUGACGAGAAACCACCGGUUGUUCUUGAAAAUAAACCAGCAGUGACAACAAAACCAACAACAAAAACAACAAUAGAAGAAACCUUUAACGAAAAGGUUGAACUGGCCAAACAAAACCUCAAAGACUCUAAACCGACCCAGAACUCCAACCACCAGCACAUUCACUGGGCACCUCUUGGUGUACCUCUCGAACGACGACUACAGAUGCUCACAAUGAUCAUCUGGAAUCUUAUGAUUCCAAUCUGUCUGGGAAUCUUUAUCUAUGCCGCGUGCUUUCCUACUCUCUGGCCACUCCUCAUUGCCUAUGUGACAUUCAUUUAUCUUGACAAAGUUCCCGAGAGAGGCGGCAGAAGAUUUGCCUGGAUGAGAAACCUUGGCUUCUGGCGUUAUUUCACCGGUUAUUUCCCUGCCAAACUGGUCAAAGAACAUGAAUUGGACCCAAGCAAGAACUACGUUUUUGGUUACCAUCCUCACGGCAUUAUCUCCAUGGGUGCUCUUUCAAACUUCGCCACCGAGGCUACAGGAUUCAGCAAGACCUUCCCUGGAAUUGUGCCUAGUCUUCUUACCCUGAGCUCCAACUUCCGUAUCCCAAUCUACCGUGACAUUAUCAUGGGUCUUGGUAUUGCAUCCGUGUCCCGUAAAUCGUGUGAAUACAUCUUAUCUUCGGGUGCUGGCCGCUCAAUUGUGAUUGUGAUUGGUGGUGCGGCUGAAUCAUUGGCAGCUCGGCCUGGAAUCAACGACCUUGUCUUGAAACGCCGUCUUGGGUUUGUCCGAAUUGCCAUUAAGCAGCAGGCUCGUCUGGUUCCUGUCUUUUCGUUUGGUGAGAAUGACCUCUAUGACCAGCUAGACAACGCAAAGGGUUCUCCCGUCUGGAAAUUCCAAAAGAAAAUGCAGGCCCUGCUCGGCUUUACCUUGCCCUUAUUCCAUGCUCGUGGCGUCUUUAAUUAUGACACUGGUCUGAUGCCAUUCAGACAUCCUAUAGUUACAGUUGUUGGAAAGCCUAUUGAUGUACCUAAGCUUGAAGAAGGCCAGAUUGAACCUACCCAGGAACAAUUGGAGGCAGUCCAGAAAGAGUAUAUUGAUGAACUGUUGGAAAUCUACAACAAGUACAAGGACGUCUAUGCAAAGGACCGUAAGAGAGAUCUUUGUCUAAUUGAUUAACCAAAACAACAAUAGCCACAAUAGCAACAAUAGCAACAAUAGCAACAACAAAGAAAGAAAGUAUUUCUCGCUCUUUUUUUUUCCCAUCCUCCCUUUCUUUAUUAUUAUUAUCUUCUCAAUUCCAACCUCACUUCCCACUGGCUUUGGCCCUCCAUUUUGCAUAUCAUUUUUUAAAUAAAGCAUUUUCGAGCAUGCUCAGUUUAUAUAUAUC
Molecule: messenger RNA, 1543 nt
Organism: Phycomyces blakesleeanus NRRL 1555(-)
Lineage: Eukaryota; Fungi; Mucoromycota; Mucoromycetes; Mucorales; Phycomycetaceae
Exons: 4
Coding region: 130-1332 (400 amino acids)
Biological process (GO): triglyceride biosynthetic process
Cellular component (GO): endoplasmic reticulum membrane
Molecular function (GO): diacylglycerol O-acyltransferase activity
Source: RefSeq, a predicted model, not a curated record